Messenger RNA from Ectocarpus siliculosus, 1770 nucleotides. NCBI's taxonomy places the organism in Eukaryota, Phaeophyceae, Ectocarpales, Ectocarpaceae. The record is from the annotation of a GenBank genome assembly.
AUGGAGGCUGCGGGUCGUUCCGCAGAACGUUUUGGACCUGGUGGCGACGCCGCCGCAGCCGCCGCAGCCGCCGAUGACAGUGGCGUGUUCCACGAGACGGAUGACAUAUCGGACAUCCUUAACGUUGGGCUGGGUGGACUGCCCACUCUGUCGGCGUCGGGGCAGUUGUCAAUUUUGUCGGCAUCUGCUCAGGAGUUCAAACCGGGAGGCCACGGCGACGCCAUCCUUCCGUUGCCCGCAGGGGACCCAAGCCAUGCGGGAAGCGUUGAGCACGAGGCUUGGCAUGGUGAGAGUGCCUGGGAGGAGGGCGAGCUGACCGCCGUUUCACCGUCAGAGGAGGUUCAGCUGUACGACGGCAAGGGGCAAGAGGAGGGGACGGGGCAAGACCAAGACGCGUACUACGCAGAGGUACAGUUGGAGGCGGAGGUGCUAGAGGUCCUGGCGGAAGGGUUCUCGGACUGUUCCCCGGAGAGCUUGCAGGUUGCGCUGGCAAAAAGCGACUGGAACCUGGAUCGAGCUUCCGCUGCUGUCCUCCUGGCACUCCAGAUCGCUUGCGACGCCUCUCUAGCCGUCAAGCCCUGCCGACACCUCCUGCUAGAUGGAGAGUGCCGGAGGAGCGACUGCACCUUCAGCCACGACUUCGCCACUACCCCCUGCCGUUACUGGCUGCAGGGAUGCUGUGUCAACUCCUCGGACGAUUGUUACUUUAUGCACGACUUGGUCGUUCCCGACGAAGCAGCUGGAUUUUCUCCACCUGACUGCGAGCCGGGCAUAACGGCGGAGGAGAGCGGUGGUGGCGGCGGCAGCAGCAGCGACGAGAGACAACUGUCCGGGGUUGACCAAUUCCCGUCCUUGCCGUCAACGGCAACGCGGCUCUCUCCGCCAAUCGACGGUGAUAUGGUCGGCACUGAGGGCAGUGCUCCAUAUCAAACGCCAUCGUCCACUAAGAACGGUGUCAGCGGAGUCGCUUUGGACACGAUUGCUGCGGUUGCUGCACCUUCUGACGCCGGAGUCUCCGGGCCGCGGAUAGGGGACGACAGUCCGGCUACAGAAAGAGAGGAAGCAGAAGAAGGAUGGAAUGAAAAGAAGGAUGACAAGGACGUUUUGCUUGCGGCGGUAUCAGCGCCGAAAGGGCAGCAACGGGGCCGCGGGCGGAAAGGAGGACGAGGUCGUAAGACACGCUUCACCGCGGUCAACCUCCAGGCAUUGUUGAAACCCGGUAGUCCCCACGCAAAAACAUCAACGCCGGAAAACGCUUUCCACCCGCGGGAGAUGAGCUCGGGAAUAGCCCAACAGGAUGGAGGCGGCGGUUCCAGCCUGAGCGCGGAGCCGGGCAUAUCCUUUGCCGAUGUCGUGGGCUCGUCAUCAUGCCCAGCGGGAAGCGCCAAUGGGCUUGGAAGGGCCGCGGCAGUCGCGUGUCCGUCCCCCUAUGCGUGGAGGAGAGCCGUCGGAGAUGACCGAUACCCCCCUGCUGUCGUCGGAGGUGGAGGCGAAUGGGUUUCGACGGGAGAUGCGGUGGGGAAGCAGUACCAGCAAGCCAGGGAAGAUGCGGCGGAGUUGGCGAGGGCACGGAACAAGUUUUUCACUUCGGCCACAGAGGCGUUCCGAAGGGGAGAUGGGUUGCUCGCACGCGAUCUGGCCCGUCGCGGGAGAGAGCUGAACUUCAGGAUGAAAGAAAAACAUCAACAAGCUGCCGAGUAUAUUUUCGGCGCCAGAAACCCGGGUGAUCAGGUAUGCUCCACAUUCGACAAUGCUCGACGUCAAAGAUGA